Molecule: messenger RNA, 858 nt
Organism: Rhizopus microsporus ATCC 52813
Lineage: Eukaryota; Fungi; Mucoromycota; Mucoromycetes; Mucorales; Rhizopodaceae
Exons: 4
Coding region: 40-531 (163 amino acids)
Source: RefSeq, a predicted model, not a curated record
UUUCUCUUUUAUUUAUUUUUCUUUUUGUAAAUAAAAAGCAUGAAUAUAAUUGCAAAUUCAAAUCUUUCAAUCUUGGAUAAUACCGAUAACCCAGGUGUAGGCAUCAACCGACUAUCUCAAAACCAUGGUAACCGUAACAGGUCAGGGUCGUCACCUAUGCCUCCUUCUACCCUUAAACAAGAACAAGCCGAUAAACUAUCGAUUGAAUUCGAAGCUAGUUCACAACUCAUUAUUAGACCUAAUAGAAUCAUAAGAGGUGCUGUUUGUUUACGCGUAACAAAGCCUAUUUUGGCAACACAGAUAAGGGUUAAGUUUCGAGCAGAGGAAGUUGCUACAGUCAAAGUAAAGGAAUAUGGCUUUGAAUCCAAGAUUGAACGGAUAGAUCAAGUGACAACAACUUAUUUUGAUGUUGAAACAAAAGUAUGGGGAAAGGAACCAAGCCGUAAGGGAGAGAGACAUAUACACUUUUCUAUAGAAAAUCUCACAAAUAUAUCCUAUAGCUUACAUCAUGAGUUCCUGGGAAGUUAUUGAGCCAGGAGAAUACAAGUAUCCAUUUGCAUUAAAGUUUCCAAAUGUCAAUUUUCCGCCUUCUUCUGAUGAUCCACCAGGGUUUUCGAUUCAUUACAUAUGGUCAGCUCACCUAGAUGGAGCAGCGUCCAAUCCAGGAAUACGUUCGAAGGAUUAUGUCAUUCCCUAUCGUCCCAUCAUCUCUGCUCCUCCAACCAAGCAAUGGUCUUUUACUCAAACCUUGCUUCAUAACGACAAAAAGGUUCCUGUUGCUAAUUUAACCGCCUUUGUACCUAGAAAAGCAUUUUGCCCUGGUAAGAUAAAAAUAUGGAUAGAAAUAGAUAAAUACUG